UCGGCGGUGGAUUGGCGCUGCCUGCCCGCCGCCCCGGAAGGCGCUGGGCUCGAACCGGGGCCGCGGAGGCGCCGCAGGCUCUCCCCGGUGGAUCAGGAGGUGCUGCCUCGGUGGCCAAAAGUAUUGAAGAUGGGCCGCCGCUCCUCGGACACGGAGGAGGAGAGCAGGAGCAGGAGGAAGAAGAAGCACCGCAGGCGCUCCUCCUCCAGCAGCUCCUCGGACAGCAGGACCUACAGCCGGAAAAAAUCGGGGAGGAAAUCCAGGUCGAGGUCGCGGUCUCGGGAUCUUCAGUCUUGGACCCAUUCCUAUGAGAAAAGGCGCAGACACAGAUCCAGCAGCAGCUCUUCCUACGGCUCCAGGAGGAAGCGCAGCCGGAGCCGCUCCAGGGGCAGAGGCAAAUCCUACAGGUCCCAAAGGUCCAGGUCAAAAAGUAGAACCAGGAGGUCCCGCUCCCGAGGCCGGCAGCGUUCCUACAGCCGCAGCAGCGAGAGGUCCGGCCACAGGAGAAGCCCCAGCGGAUCCCGGGAGCGCCGCAAGGGCCGGGACAAGGCCAAGGAGAAGGGCAAAGGGAAGGAGAAGGAGAUGUAUGGCACCAAGGUUGGGGACUCUGCAAACAUCAAAGCUGGAUUAGAACAUCUGACUCCUGCUGAACAGGCCAAAGCCAGGCUGCAGCUGGUUCUGGAGGCAGCUGCUAAAGCAGAUGAAGCAUUGAAGGCCAAGGAGAGAAGUGAAGAAGAAGCCAAGAGAAGAAAGGAAGAAGACCAAGCCACCCUCAUCGACCAAGUGAAGCGAGUGAAGGAGAUCGAAGCCAUCGAAAGCGACGCCUUCAUCCCACAGACCUUCAGGUCGAGCAAAGAAGUCAAAAAGUCGACAGAACCUCCUGAACUGCAGCAUGAGCCUGGAAAUGUGGGAGCAGGAACCACUGAGGCAGCGGCUCCUGAGAAAGAGCCUCCAGCUGCCCACAUUCCCACUGCCAUCAAAUACCAGGAUGACAAUUCCUUAGCACAUCCAAACCUGUUCAUCGAGAAGGCAGAGGCUGAGGAGAAGUGGUUCCAGAGGUUGGUUGCUCUCCGCCAGGAACGGCUGAUGGGAAGCCCCGUGGCCUGACAGCUCCCAAGGACCGUCCCAGGCCAGUUCCCACAUGGAAUUCCUACAUUCAGUUGUUCUGUUUGUCUCUUAGAGGAGAUUUUAAUGAGCUGUGCAGGCGGGGAGGGUUUCACCUGAAUGAACAGGAGUGUUGUGUCCUGCUCCACUGGAAUACCCAGGAAUGUUCUGCCCUGGUUCUCUCCAGACCCCGCACUGGAGAUGGGCAGGGCGGCACAGCCAGGGGCAUUUCCUUGUUUAGGGGGGAAUUCCUCAGGUGCAGAACACCUGGCAGCCCAUGAAACAUCAUUUUAUACCUCCCAGUGCAGAACAUUUUAGAGAACCAGGCAGGAGUUGGGAGAUAAAUGGGAACUGAGGCUCGGGGCUGGGACUGAGCAGGGCUGGGACAGUCAGGGGUGAGUGGGGCCAGGCCAGGCCAGGUCCUGCAGCUGGAGAGGACCCAGGGCAGGGAGAUCACUGUUACCCCCUCCUCCUUCCUUCUGUGGAAUCCUGAAUAUCUGGGCAGGCUCCUGGCUGAGGGAAUCUUCCACGUGGAUGUGUUCAUCCAUCUGCUCCCAGUCCCUCACUCUGGGUGGAAAAAUGCUCCUUGAACAUCUGCCGCUACUGCAGCUCCAAAUGGGGAAUUGUACCAAUCUCACCAUCAAUGUAAUUACUGAAUUAUGUCAUUGUCGCACACCUGGCUGUGUGCAGUGACUGUUCCCAGCCCACAAAGUUCCCUCUGGCCAGGUGGGACUUCCAAAUAAUGAAAGUUUAGUCUGAACAUCGGAAUUUAGCCUGGAUGAACUCCCACCACACUGCCCAUCAUCCAACUAAAUGUGGGAGAUCAACCAAAUAAAAUAAAUAAAAUGCAAAAGUGUUUCUUCAGCAAAGCUGGGAGGAAACUGGCACAUCAGGAGAGGAGAAAGCUGAGCCCCACCUCUGGAUGUACCUCACUGGAACUCACCUGCAUCAGCAUUCCCUUGGAAGGCUGCUUUUUAGGAUUAUUUCUCCUGGUUCUCACAUCUGUGGUGAUAAAAAAUGGAGGCUGACUCUGGAAAUGGACUUUGGUUGUCUUCUUUUUUAUUGUAGAUCCUGGAUAUAAAAGGAAAAUGUAUUGAAUUUGCAUUCUGACACCUUUUUACUUCCUCUAUGAAGCAUUAGUUUGACUUUAUCCUGCAUCCAAAUAUUCCAAGACCUUGUCUGCAGGAAAAAGUGGGGGGAAAAUGGUUUCCCUUGUUUCAUUUCAGCAUUUUCAAAUGGUAAAUAUUUGUCAUUGCUGUGUUUUCUAAUCACCUUUUAUGUUUCUCUCAUAGAAAAUAAAAACUAUUUCAUGUCUGUGGAA
Messenger RNA from Corvus hawaiiensis (hawaiian crow), 2425 nucleotides. It is a transcript of the gene RSRC1, whose product is annotated as arginine and serine rich coiled-coil 1. The transcript has 11 exons. The coding region runs from base 130 to 1107 and encodes 325 amino acids. Gene Ontology annotation, cellular component: cytoplasm; nucleus. Gene Ontology annotation, biological process: alternative mRNA splicing, via spliceosome. The record is from RefSeq and is a predicted model, not a curated record. Lineage: Eukaryota; Metazoa; Chordata; Aves; Passeriformes; Corvidae.